Molecule: messenger RNA, 3151 nt
Organism: Salmo salar (Atlantic salmon)
Lineage: Eukaryota; Metazoa; Chordata; Actinopteri; Salmoniformes; Salmonidae
Source: RefSeq, a predicted model, not a curated record
GUCAUGUUUUUCUAGGGUUGUGAGAAAGAGGCACUUUCUUGUACAUAGUGAAAUGUGAAUAGUUUCAUAUAUCUUUGUUGCCUAUUUAACUUCCCAACCUGUUAUUGGGCUAUCGGGAUAUUCAUUAUGAUGAUUUUUUAUCCCGGAAAGGGGAAGUAUUCUGGCUGAUCGGUGCCUGUCUAAGAAAUCUUGGGCUGAGUCCUGUCCUCCACAACACCACCAGGAGCUGCUUGAGGCGAGAAAGCCGGAGUGAAGAGGGACUUGGACUGACUGCUGUUUAUCGCAUCACCGUGGACAACCGAUCUAUGACCACCAUAUCGAUACUUGCGUACUGUUACAUUGGCCUGGAGUGAAUCAUUAUCAUCAAGACUAUAAUGUGAGAGACAUUUCGGACUCGGUGAUGUUUUGGGGUGUUAGUCUACACAACUGUCCGGGAAAGAUGGCGAGAGCUGCCAUUAGCGUUUCUAUAGCCGUGUUUUUUUUGGGAUUAGCGAUUUUUACUGUCAAACUUCCCUCAGUAAAAGGAGAGAUGGAAGAAGAACAGCAGGAGGAGAGGUCCUGUCAAGGUGCCUUCGAUCUAUACUUUGUCCUCGACAAAUCUGGCAGUGUGAAACACCACUGGAUAGAGAUCUACUCCUUCGUUGAGCAGCUGGCGGAGAAGUUCAUCAGCCCCAUGUUACGGAUGUCCUUCAUCGUCUUCUCCACUCGAGGAACCACCAUCAUGAAACUGACAGAGAACAGGGAGUCCAUUAACAGAGGUCUAACAGCUCUGAGGAGGGAGGCACCAGGAGGAGACACCUUCAUGAACCUUGGCCUGGAGAAGGCAAAUGAACAGAUACACUAUGAGAACCAUGGGACAGCCAGUGUGAUCAUUGCACUGACUGAUGGAGAACUGAAUGAGUGGCAGUUUGCUACUGCACAACGAGAGGCGCAGAGAGCACGGUCGCUUGGAGCCAUAGUUUACUGUGUGGGAGUCAAAGAGUUUAAUGAGACGCAGCUGGCUACCAUAGCAGAUACCCUGGAGCAUGUGUUCCCUGUCUGGGGGGGUUUCCAAGCCCUCAGGGGGAUCAUCAACUCGAUCAUUAAGAAGUCCUGCAUUGAGAUUCUAGCUGCUGAACCGUCCAGUGUGUGUGCAGGAGGGCUUUGGGCUCUCUUUCACCUGGAAAGGUUUCCUGUAGCCUGUUCAGGGCUUCAUCGGCACUCCAUCCUCUGUGUUUCCUUCCAUACCCACUGCACUGCCAGGAAUCAGAAGUCGUUUCAGGUGGUAGUUCGAGGGAACGGUUUUCUCCAUGCCAGAAACACCGACCAGGUCCUCUGUAGCUUCAAAAUCAACGACACACACACUCUGGAUGAGAGGCCUGCUGGUGUAGAGGAAACUUUCCUGCUCUGUCCUGCUCCUGUUAUAGAGGAAGUAGGAAGGGUGAUCUAUCUACAGGUCAGUAUGAAUGAAGGACUCUCCUACAUCACCAGUUCUGUUCACAUCACCACCAUCGAAUGUUUUGAUGGGACCAUCCUGCUGAUCUCAUUGCUAGUUCUGACACUUUUGUUGGGCCUGCUGUUCAUGUGGUGGUUCUGGCCCCUCUGCUGCACCUUGGUCAUACAAGAGCCCCCACCACCUCCUCUCCCAGAGCCAGAGUCUGAUGAUGAAGAUGGUAUGCCCAAAAUGCGAUGGCCCACAGUGGACGCAUCCUAUUACGGAGGGAGAGGGGUGGGGGGCAUCAAACGCAUGGAGGUGCGGUGGGGGGAUAAAGGCUCUACAGAGGAAGGGGCUAAGCUAGACAAGCCUAAGAAUGCAGUGGUGAAGAUGCCUGAACAGGAGUAUGAAGCGUACCAACCCAAACCACGCACACCCAAGCCCUGGAAACCUCCUCAGGACAGGAGGUGGUACACACCUAUACAGGGGAAGUUGGAUGCUCUGCGGGCUCUGUGUCGUCGAGGAUAUGAUCAGGUGUCCCUGAUGAGACCUCAGCCUGGAGACAAGGGCCAUCAGGGGACAAUGAAAGGGAAUCUCUUCUGUCACAAUUUGGCUUGUGGCCUUUCAACUUCCCAUCUGGUUGGGUGACGCGCUUUCACAGAGGAUGACAUACACACACACACAUUGUGGCAGAAACUGGUAACCCGCUGAUGGCCAUUCAUGAGCCCAUUAGAGUGAGAGUAAUGUGGAGAGAUGGGAGAGUGAGAUGUGUGUGUUUGUCAGAGAUGGAAGAUUUUCAUAAUUGAUCUGGAUGUCUUAGUGCUUUGUGUUAUAUUGUUGUGCUCGUUAUCGCUGUGCCUUUUCUUGUUGUGCUUUUCAUCGUUGAUGUGCUUUUUAACAGUGUCACUUUGUCGUUUUUGUUGCACUUUUUGUCGUUGUGCCUUAUGUUUUGAUUUGCAUUUACGUUGUAUGACAAUUUUUAAAAUACAUCCAAUACCUAUGUAUGAAUAAAACACUGGAAGAUGACUCAAAAACAUACAGAGAUGAGAUAAUGCUUUGUCUUUUCACAGAAAUGUGUCUUUGCAUCUGAAAUUGGCUCCCUAAAUAACAAUACAGAAAUACAAAAGUUAGAGAAGUCAUUGUCUUUUGAUUUCUCCCCUCAUUUCACUUCGAGAUUUGAAGAUGUAUUCUGCCCAGUUAAUGACGUGUAAAGGACUUGUAAGGGGCUUUGUUGAGAGGGCCUCGUGUGUGUGUGUGUGUGUGUGUGUGUGUGUGUGUGUGUGUGUGUGUGUGUGUGUGUGUGUGUGUGUGUGUGUGUGUGUGUGUGUGUGUGUGUGUGUGUGUGUGUGUGUGUGUGUUAGCUCAGAGACGAUGUGUUACAGACUCUGGAAAGUUGUUUCCAAUUAAAUGGCCCGGUUCUAAAUUCUCUGCAACACUCAGACCACUUAGAGGAGUGGAUUCUUUAACACUUUUUUUUUUUAUUAGCACCCUAAUACCAUUUAUUCUUAGUUCGCAUUGUUCCCCCCAAUCUUCACCAAUCUUGAUGCAAAACAGGACAUAUUCCUGGGAUGUGUGUAUGUAUGUGCUGGUUUACUUUGCCACCUUUAAAUUAGAGAGGACUCUGCAACCAAACAGUGAUGAAACUAACUGUGGAAACGGUGUCUGUGUUCUGAGCCCCUGGUCUAACUUGGUUCUGUCUGUCUGUGUUGCAGGGUCGUUGUAUCAACUUCACACGCG